AUGGCGCCUCAAGGUCGUAAGUCGCUAGCGGCCCCGCGCAAUACGCAGGAAAAAGUGUAUGAGCUUGGAAAGCAAGGGAGGAAAACGGGCGUGACCCUGCCCGAAUCAGGGGUACGCGACGAAAAUGGAAUUGAGUCUUUCAAGGGCAUCUUUGACUCGCCAGGGAAGGGCAGCGCCGCAUCUGAUAGCGACUAUGAUGAGAGCAGCGAGGAGGACGAGGACGAGUCGGAGGCCAGCAUGGACAUGGACAUCGCGGAGACCCCUGGCCCGGAACCCCUUUCACUGCUUGCUAAGCACACUCAGAGCUUGCGCCGACCGACAGCCAAGGCGAAAUCACCCGCCCUUACGAGCCUGCAAUCACCACCAGUUCGCGCCGGGCAAAACUCCCCCUUACGUCGUGCGCCACCGGCUGCACCGGUAAAUGGCCACAAGUCAGCUACGAUGCGGUUGAACUAUGAUGCGCGGCAGCACGCACUUCCGAAGCCUGCUGCGUUUGGUGGCAAUGCUUUGCAGAAUGGAACAGAGUCUGAAGAGGAAGAUGAGGAGUAUGGGGAGGAGGAGGAUGAGGCUGUGGUUGGUGGUGAGGAAGACAGGGAGAUGUCUCAGGAGGAAGUCGAAGAAUUCAUCGAGGAGAGCAUGCAGAUGUUGGAUGCUGGAGACGACGACGGCGAUGUUGAGGAAAGCGAGCCGGAACCGGAACCGGAACCGGCACCCAAGCCAGCACCGGUCGCGAAGCAGGCGAACGUACCAAAGAAACGCGGUCGUCCACCGAGAUCAGCCGACAGCACCCUGGAGCUGCCAGAACAGGCACAAGACGAAGGCAACUCCAGAGCAACAGCGGAUUCGUCGCCUCCAGUCACCAAGAAGCGCGGUCGGCCAGCCAAGGGCGGCAAGGCGAAGGAUAGUCCUGCUGCUAGACUGUCUUCCGGAAAUUCGGCGAAAAAGCGUGGAAGAGGGGUGCGGACGUCCAAUGCAGACAGCAUCCCCGAGGAAGCAGAACCGGAACCCGAAAAUGCACCUGCAACUAAGCGUCAGCGUGUUGCUGCUGGUCCGGCCGCUGCCAAGGGGAAGCCAGGCAGCAAGCCUACAGCUUCUCUUGCCGGCCCGCAAGCAGUAUCUUCGACUGCGACAGCAAAACCAGCAGGCAAAAGAGGCCGUCAGGCCAAGCAUUCUUCGGGCGACGGAGACAGUGGUGCAGCGGACGAGUCUGUCGUUAUCAUGCCGCGACCACCCCUGCCAAAGCGUGGCGGUCUGGUCAUCAGUCGACCUGAAGAAUCAGAUGGCGUGGUCCGCACACGAUCAGGGCGUAGUUCGUACCGACCACUACAGCGCUGGCGCAAUGAACGCGUCGAGUUUGAACAGGUUCCAUUGGAUGCCCGGCUUGAAACAUCAAAAAACCGUGACCUCCUUAUGCCAAGAAUCAAGGAGAUUGUGCGAGUGGAAGAGGAGGAGCCGCAGGCCACGAAGAAACAUGGUUCUAGGCGAGGUGUAAAGAAGGGCGGGCGCGGAAGAAGGCGGACUGCCGACUCGGAAGAUGAGGACGACGAACCUUCACCCUGGGAACAGGAUCCUGGCGAGCUGAUCGUGCCAGUCCAGCAGUGGCAGCCUGAGCACGAGUUUGACCCACCCGGGCCUGACGACGAACUGCCCGAGGGCGAGGACGUGGUGGCCGUAUCAGGACCAGCAAUUAGGACCCGCGAGAUCCUGGGGUCGAGUUUCCGGUUCACCAAGACACUGAGCCUACCGUUCUUUGGAACUGGAGUAGUGGAUCUGCCGCCAGGAGCGGAGAAAAAGGCCAAAAACUCUCGCAAGAUGCACAUGACCUUCAUAGUGCACACGGGGAGGGUCACUGUCACGGUCAACAACACGGCCUUUUCGAUUGGCAAGGGCGGCAUGUGGUUUGUGCCCAGAGGCAACUAUUACAGCAUUGCGAACGAGGGCGCGAAGUCGUCCAGGAUAUUCUUCGCGCAGGCUUGCGAAUAUAGAAGACCUGAUGAAGAGGAGGAUGGCGCAGCGACUGAAGGCAGCUAA
This is a messenger RNA of Pyricularia pennisetigena, 2031 nucleotides long. RefSeq lists its product as uncharacterized. The record is from RefSeq and is a predicted model, not a curated record. Gene Ontology annotation, molecular function: centromeric DNA binding. The transcript is spliced from 4 exons. Gene Ontology annotation, biological process: spindle attachment to meiosis I kinetochore; attachment of mitotic spindle microtubules to kinetochore; kinetochore assembly. Bases 1 to 2031 code for a protein of 676 amino acids. Gene Ontology annotation, cellular component: kinetochore. NCBI's taxonomy places the organism in Eukaryota, Fungi, Ascomycota, Sordariomycetes, Magnaporthales, Pyriculariaceae.